Pungitius pungitius (ninespine stickleback) is the source of this 2408-nucleotide messenger RNA. It is a transcript of the gene fbxl6, whose product is annotated as F-box and leucine-rich repeat protein 6. The transcript is spliced from 10 exons. Lineage: Eukaryota; Metazoa; Chordata; Actinopteri; Perciformes; Gasterosteidae. Gene Ontology annotation, molecular function: protein binding. The record is from RefSeq and is a predicted model, not a curated record. Gene Ontology annotation, cellular component: SCF ubiquitin ligase complex. Bases 141 to 1862 code for a protein of 573 amino acids.
UGAAGGGCGGGCUGUUAUUGAAAUGUUGACCAAUCACAGAGGGGACACGAAAUGCAUUGUGGGUGUACUGUUGAGCCAGGAGGAGUUGUAGGCUGCAAGCUUCCUCGGUGAAUUAGCAGCAGACCAAUUACAAGCACAGGAUGGAGUCCCCUGAAGCAGAGGCUUUAACGCACAGCGAAAGAAAAGACAACACUACACCAAGCACGUCAAAUGCGUCAGUUCGAGGAGAAGAUGGACCAACAAUGCCAAAGAAGGCAUCGUUGAAAAGGACCAAUGGUAAAUCUAACGGUGUAAAAGCCAAGAAGCAUAAAAAGGCCAGAGUCUCGAGGCCCGCCGGGCUAGGCUACACUGUCCAUCAAGGGGAAGACAUGCUUCUUGUCAUAUCGAGUUCCACUUCUCAGUACGAUGGUUCAGCCUGGAAACCCCCAAAGAAGGGUGGCAAAAAGAAGAAACUCAUUAAAGGAAAAGUGAAAGCUAAUCAGACCAAGAAAAAGCAAACAGUCCGUGCGGUGCCUAAACUGACGAAUAGGCCAGUUGCCAAGGAAAAAGAGGAGAGUAACUUGUUUGUGCCUCAGAAAGCAUCCGACCAGCGAUGGGGGGAAAGUCUUCCUGAGGAGGUGCUAAUCAGUAUUUUUCAGAUGGUGGUUGUCCAAGAUGGUGCUGUACCAUUUCUAUGCAGGGUCGGACAAGUCUGUCGUCUGUGGAACGCCGCUGCCGCCAGUGCGGUCUUGUGGCGUAACGUCACUGUAGGUCACUGCUGGAUUGCACCAGGAAAAUCUCAGCUCCCUAAAACUGAGAAGAAGAUUAAGGACACUUUUAACUGGCUGGCACAGAACAGAUUUUCUCAGCUUCGAGACUUUUCUCUCUGUCACUGGUCAAAGAAUGUUCCCUUUGCAGUUGAGAUUGUGUCGCAGUUCUGCCCUCACCUACGCUCCCUCAAGCUCUCCUACUGCACAGGCCUGACAGCGACAGCCUUCCACACUCUGGCUCUACACGGCCGGUCUCUGGAGAGCAUCAAUCUACAAUACUCCGAGUUUCAGGUUGAGGGACUCCUGGAGUACCUCGAAAAUCACGGCCGCCAGAUCAAACAAAUUCUGUUCACUCAUGGAUCAAAGAAUGACAGACUUCUCACCGCCAUCACGAGGGGGAACUGUCCUGAUUUGGAGUUGCUGGAGGUCAACACUAAGCUCGACAGUAAAGGUUGUGAGCUUCCCAUUUGCAUUCGGGCACUACAGAUGGCAUGCCCUAAACUCAAGACCUUCCGCAUGCUGAAUGUGAGACCUCUGCAUAAGAUGAUGCGUAAUGGUGCAGAAUCCACGUCAGGCUUCCCGUUGCUGGAGGAGCUGUGUAUCGCUACCACGUCGUAUUCCUACAUGACAGACAAAGACUUGAUGGACAUCCUCUUUGGCUCCACCAGGCUGCGGGUGUUGGACCUGCGAGGCUGUUCUCGAAUCACACCAUCCGGUCUCUCAACACUACCUUGUCUUGAGCUUGAGUGUCUGUUCUGGGGACAGUAUUUCAGCAGCAACGUUGGGUUGCCUUCACCUAAGAAUGGUCUUCACAUGGUGACCCAGAAAUGGAGUCGAACACUGCAACAGCUUGACAUCGGAAACCAGCUCUUCACCGAGGAGGACUUGGAGAUGGCGAUGAGUCACCUGGUUCUCUCCACAGAGGCAGACACCCUGCGUUCACUAAACCUGAGUGGCACCAGGAUCACACCAGCUGCCCUAAGGCCUGUCAUCAGGCAAGUCACGGCUCUAAGCUACCUAAACCUUUCCUCCUGCCGUUACUUUUCAAGAGGACUGAAGAGAAUAUACCGUGGCCAAGAAGACAUUCGCCAGCUCCUGGACAAAUUGGAGUAGUUGUUAAAUUAAUUUGGUUCCAGAAAUGGAUCCAGGCUUAGGUGAAUGCCAAAAUACACCUUUUUGUGUAUGAUUUGGUUCAAGUAAAGAUGGACAAUGGAUUGUUGUUGGACGAAAUGGUUUUUGUUAAUGCUUUUUUCUAUGUAUACCAUACUCAUGACACUGUUCAUGCAAAAGCCCUCCUUCCGGUUCUAGAAAGCAGAUGUGUGGAGUAUUGCUGUAAUUCUGUCAGCGAUUACAAGGUAAGAGCACUGUAUUCUAAAUAGCUUGGAGCUUAAAAUACAUUGAUAUAAAUGACCAUCUUUUAAUCUACAUAGGUGUGUAGACCACAGAUUCCUUUUUUUCUUUUUUGUUUUAAAUAAAUGUUUCCAAUAAUACCAUUCAAUGAUUUGUCAAUAGUAGACAUUGACAUCAUUAUUAUGAAGUGUCUUUGAAACUGUCUUUCCACUAGAGUACUCUCAAGGUAUAUGUACAUUAUGACAAAGUGAGGUCAUUCUUGUUGCAUUCACGCUGUUGUUGAGGGAAAAUAAUUAAAAUGUUUCUAAA